GUCAUUCGGCAAAUCUUAUUUUAAGGAUGAGAUGAGGGUCGAGAUUCAUUUUGCGAGACUUUCAUGCUCCUAUCCUGCCAUCUCUUGAAAUUACUUACCAACCACCUCCAUCCAUCACCAGUGAAAAAGUUAAGACUUUUGCAAAAAAAGGCUUUCAACAGUUGGAAAAAUAAUUCCAAUAGCAUUUUUGUGCUUGUAAAGCAAUAAUAUCAAGCAGUGAGGCUUUCUUUUACACUUGCUUACGGUUUCCUAGAAUCUUGAAACGGUUCUUCUCGAUUCGCGAUAGCGUGUUUACGUUCAUAUCGUAAAGAACGCGUCUUUGGCUUUGAAUCUAUCAAAUUCAUUUCCUUUCUAGACCCUCUCAUUUUUUUUAGGUUGUCCGUUUUGUUCCUUUCCGGGACUUACCAGCCUCUCUCUCGUUUUUCACUCUUGGAGCACUAUUUGAUAGUGGACAGUCUUGUGUAUUAAUCAAUCUUUUUUUUUUUACUCUUUUCGCUCCUUGCCAAAGCAACAUUUCCUCCUUGCCUUGUUUUUCAAGCUUUUUUCGUUUUGAUUUUCCUUCUUUCUUUUUCGAUAUUUUUAUGCUUUUUCGUGUUUUUCUUCUAUAGCCCUUUACCUUUUUUUUGCUUUUUUCAUUCAUUUGCAUUUUAUUUCCAAUAAUUCUAAAUUUUGUUUGCUUUAUCUUACUUCGUUUCUUUUGAUUUUAUUUUUUUGUUGCUUUUGGAUUUUGAAUCUUUUGGACUUGUUGAUUUCUAUAAUCAAAGUUGUCUUCUGUCUCUACUUUUUAUUGCACAAGUAUUCUGUUUGUGUUGAGCUAUUUCGAUUAAAUCGAAGCUUUGAUUGAAAAAAAAAACUUUUUCAUACUCAUUUUUCCCUUCAUAAAGUGUCGCUCUUUUGAUAUUUCGCAACCCUGAUUCAUACAUUUUCUUCCCCUCGAAUCAUACAAUUAGUGUUACUAAUUUGAAUAGGCAUUUUACAAAAUCAAUUUUCUUUGUAAAUUUCGGGCAUCUUUGCAUUGAUAAUACUAUACUUUAUUCCGGUGAAUUCUCAUUUUCUUACCUACUAUCCUUUGACAGAACUUGAGUCAUCUUUUGGCAUCUCUCAUUUUUGGCUUUGUGUUUUAUUUAAGUUUCUCCCGUCCCUCUUUUAUAUUGUGUUGCAUCUUACUUUCCAAUUUUAUCUAAUAUUUUGUGAUUAUUGGGUUCGUCAGAUUUUGUUUUCAAUUUUUGUCUAUUCUAAAAUUGCUUUGGAUACAUUUUCCAUACCCGCGUUAUAAGAUUUUCGAAAGGCAUUAGCUAAUUGUCUAUUAACAAAGCGGUUGCUUUCAUCAAGAUUCGUUGGUUGUUGACAAUUCUAUUUCUUUGGAACAAUUUACUUCCUGCUUUUCAGUUCUCUGCAACUUUCUUUAUAUUAUAUUAAGCGAAUAUUUGACACAACAUGUUCGUUGGUUCACCCAGUAUUAGCAAGCAACCUCCUUUGCUAUCUAAAAAAAGGCUUCCUGAGUCGUUGAACAUUAUGGACGACACUAUUCGUGGUUCUUCUUUGGUUCCUGCUGGGAUUCUAAAUGGCGAAGACGAGGGUCAAGCGUUGCAUAUGUCUCCCCAAAAUCCAGAACCCCAGUUAGGAAAAGCUGAUCCUGAUUAUUUGCCGUCUUAUGCUUCUUUGAAUCCAUUGGGGGAGAAAUCCACCACUCCCACUGGAAGGCUGCUUGGUGGUUUGAACGGGGGUUUGGCGUCUGCACCUCCUAAAAUGAGCAUUAACUAUCCACGAUUCUUUGCUAUAAAAAUUGAAGAUCUACCUCGAAAUUUAACUCCUCGAGAAUUUUCUUGUACUUUCUUGUUUGCUAACAACGUUAUAUCUAUGGAAAUUGUCCCUCCUACAUCUGAUAAUGAUACUGCUUAUGGAUUAACUGUGUUUUCUUCCAGAGACGCAGCUCUCGCGGCUCGUGAUGUUUUACUUUCGAGUGAUCUCUAUGGUCUUUGCAAUGUGACCGUCAUUGAUAAUUAUCGCAAUCUCAGCCAAACAAAUGUAAGCGACGGGACAGAAGGCUCAGAAAGUAGUGCUCGCUUUUCUAGAAACCAUUCUCCUAUUCGUCAACUAUUUGGUAAUCGUGAUAUUUUACGCCGUCCAAGCAAUCAUAUUUCGAAUUCUGCUGUCGGCCAUAAUGAUGUUGCUUACGAUCACUCCAAAACUCCUUUGAAUGAAUCAUUUGCAAGCGCUCCUAGUAGCACUUUGCAAUCUGAUCGGCUAUGGUCGUCGUUCCCUGUGUCAUAUCCAUUAUCGUUAGCCAAUGCUCUUACGAAGGAUGAUGUCUCUUCUCCCACAUGGUCCCCUACCGCCAAUAAAAGCUCUAUUUUACGACAAGAUACCGUCCCUCCCGUUAUGAGAUUUAACUCACUUUCGAUAAACACAAACGUUUCUCGGCCCUGUCUCCCUUCAGAUAAGGGAGGUUAUGCACAUUCACUGAGUGCCCAAUCUCCUCAUCCCAGAGUUCUUUCAGCCAAUGGUGCCUUUGGUGUUAACAGUCCUCCUUUAACACCCUCUAAUACCAGAGACUAUCCUCUGUCUGCUUCAACUGUUCCACCUUCCACUCCGUUUUCACCUUACGCAUCGCAUCAUGGUAUUCAUCAAAGAAUUCCCGCUACAACGCCUACCAACAUUAAUCCUGCCGAUCAGAACCCUCCUUGUAAUACUAUUUACGUUGGGAAUCUUCCGCCCUCUACAUCUGAAGAUGAAUUAAAAGCACUUUUCUCAACGCAACCUGGCUACAAGCGUCUUUGUUUCCGUACCAAAGGAAAUGGUCCAAUGUGUUUUGUUGAAUUUGAGAAUAUCCCUUGUGCUAUGGAAGCUUUAAAGGCACUUCAAGGUGUUUGUUUAAGCAGUAGCAUAAAGGGUGGUAUUCGCCUUAGCUUUUCAAAGAAUCCGUUGGGUGUACGUUCGUCCAGCUCUUCUCAUAACCACGGUAAUGUUCGUAACCUUCAUUCUGGAUCGAUGAACAAUUAUGGUGCUGGAUUUUUCCUUAAUGAUACAGGUCAGCAUGACACUCACAAUAGCCCCAGUUGGGCCAAUAAUUUAAUGUAUGGCAAAUAGAUUCUCUCAGCAUUUCCAGAUUCGCACCGUUGCCUAUAACUGCCAAUUAGAAUGCCUUGUACUUCAUGUUUCAUAUGUAUCCUUGGUUUUUUUGAUAUUCUUGCAUGUUGAUUUUUUGUUAUUGGUUCAUUAGAUUCCUUCUAAUUCGUUUUUUUAAUUGCCAGAACUAUAAAAGCCUUCCUCUAUACUAAGACUUAAUGAAUUUAAAUGGCGAAAAAUACCGUUGAGAGAUUAGGAGAAUUUUUCAAUAUUUGUAGUAAUUGGAAGGCUUUGUUUUUGAGGUCUCAUAGUGGGUUUUAUGUAACCAUACACUGCUGCUCUGAAAUAUUCAAAAUUUUGCUAUCUUUUUAAGUUUUAGUUGUUUGCUUUUCAAUUGUUUAAUGAAUAAAUAUGUAGAGUUCCAUAAUAUGUGAAA
Molecule: messenger RNA, 3505 nt
Organism: Schizosaccharomyces cryophilus OY26
Lineage: Eukaryota; Fungi; Ascomycota; Schizosaccharomycetes; Schizosaccharomycetales; Schizosaccharomycetaceae
Product: RNA-binding protein Scw1
Exons: 2
Coding region: 1438-3090 (550 amino acids)
Molecular function (GO): mRNA binding
Source: RefSeq, a predicted model, not a curated record